Messenger RNA from Symbiodinium natans, 204 nucleotides. The record is from the annotation of a GenBank genome assembly. NCBI's taxonomy places the organism in Eukaryota, Dinophyceae, Suessiales, Symbiodiniaceae.
AUGAUCAAGGCUGAUGCAGAUGUCAGCGAGGUGCUGUCCGAGGGCCGCAAGAGGCUGGGCUUCGACCAGGCAUGGAUGCCGGACUCCGACUUCAAGAUCUACAACUCCGAAGACGAGGAAGCUGGACCACUCAAGGGCAAGAUGAAGGACAACGGCCUCGUUGACUUCACCUACGAGGUCCACCUGUACUACGAGCCUCAGUGA